UACCUUGUAAUACAUUAUUACAUUGUAGUUGAGGAAUCCCUCAGGAUGGCUUCCCAUUUAUAAGCUGGACUGGAGCCCCUUUUUGAAAAAACACAAACCAAAAACCCAAUACAGAAGCAAUUUAAUUUCAAAUGCUCCACUUUUCAAAAAGAGGUAUGUUCAAAAAGUUAAUUGCUUUCAGUUGAAUGAGAAUUGUGGUUAUGGAAUUCAAACUGUCAGAUAACACAGCAUCUAUUCACUUUCAUCUAUCCAGGAUGAACAUUCCUCGGUUCUGGGUUCUCAAGUUCAUCACCUGUGCCCCCAGUCCCCAAAACUGGCUCUCAAUGGUUUCUUGAGGGUCUUCCCAUCUAAAGAACUUUUGGUCCUUUGACCUUGCCACGAGGUAGCCAUGUGUCUGUCAACUCACUCUUACACUAGAUGGAAGAUUCCGUUGAUACAUCCCCUCCCACAAGGGCUUCUGGUGGAGCUUGGAGCAGACACCAAUUCCCCCCACCCCGCAAUAAGAGCUCACCCCGCUGCCUUCACUGGACAAGAAAAGGAAUCUCUAAGGGGUAUGUUUCACACUGUCUCGCUUCUUAAGCAAAACUGACCAUCACAGUUUUAUAGCCAACCAAAGAGACAACCCAAGUCCUCGGACUGCAGUGCCUAGGUGCGUCUGAGAACCAAGGAGUCCUUGCUCUAAACAUUAAGGAACUUUAAAGGGCCAGGGCGAGACCCUGUCUUGGCGAGCCAGGCAUAAAGGGUCUGGGUAGGAGCUUUUGGAAUCUUGGAAAGUAGUUCACACAGAACUGGCGCCAUCCGCGGGGAUCGAGUUAGUUCAUUAAGCGCAUCAAAGAGAACGAGAUGGGAUCGAACUUUAGGCAGACAGAAAGGAACGACACAAGAAGAAUUAAAAUUAGAGGUGGGUAGGGGGGUGCUGGGACCGGAACAAGGGUUGGUGAAAGCGCACAGGAGAUGGGACAAGGGGAGAGUUUGCAAGUCUUAGUCACUGCCGGCCCCUUCCCGGCGGAGUCCCGGGACUCCUUUCAUAAUCUAUCUGUGACAACCUAGAUCCCGCAGAGAUUCCAAAAGACAGCUCUGUCCCUCUCCAAGCAUCUUCUGGGAACUGCCGGCAGAGGUUCUGCCACAAGAUCUGCCCGCGACUUUCCUGCGUUCUGCCCAUAUCCGCACCCUAGCUUGUUCCUGUUCUCUCUGCCUCUGUGUCUCUGCGGUCUUUGUCCAGCGUGGAAACAAGGCAAAGGGGGAAAUCGCUGCUCCGGGAGGGAAGCCUGGGGCCCCACUUUCAGGAUCCACAGUCUCUGACGCCCGGGCCACAAGCUUUCCCGCGAGGGAGUUCCCGGGAAACUCUGCGACCGCGUAGCUGUCCUCUGGUCCCCGCCCCCUCGUAGCGUCAGCGCGCCACUGGCUGCGGGGUUUAAAUGCGCACUAGCGGGAGCCGGGGCGCUUCUGCCCGGGAGCGCGGCCCGGCUGAAACCGCGGAGUGGGAGGGGAGCGAGCUCGCCGCAUCCCCAGCCCAGCACUACCCCGCGGCCCAUGACUCUGGGACUCCGGUGCCGCCCUCGCUGCUGCAGCAUCCUUGAGCUCCCCCAAAACAGCGUGGAUGAGAAACCACUCAGCUGCCUCCGCGGCGGGGAGCCAUGAGCUGUCUGGAUGUUAUGUACCAGGUCUACGGUCCCCCGCAGCCUUAUUUCGCAGCCGCCUACACUCCCUACCACCAGAAACUAGCCUACUACUCGAAAAUGCAGGAAGCCCAAGAAUGCAACGCCAGCCCCAGCAGCAGCGCCAGCGGGAGCUCCUCCUUUUCCAACCAAACCCCAGCCAGCGUCAAGGAAGAGGAGGGCAGCCCAGAGAAAGAGCGUCCACCCGAAGCUGAGUACAUCAACUCCAGAUGCGUGCUCUUCACCUACUUCCAGGGCGACAUCAGCUCUGUGGUGGAUGAACAUUUCAGUAGGGCCCUGAGCCAGCCCAGCAGCUACACCCCCAGCUGUGCGAGCAGCAAAGCCCACAGGAGCUCGGGACCCUGGAGAGCAGAAGGCACCUUCCCGAUGAGCCAGCGCAGCUUCCCGGCCUCCUUCUGGAACAGCGCGUACCAGGCGGCGCCGGUGCCCUCGCCCCUGGGCAGUCCUCUGGCCGCCGCGCACUCGGAGCUGCCCUUCGCCACCGCCGACCCCUACUCCCCAGCCGCGCUGCACGGCCACCUGCACCAGGGCGCGGCCGACUGGCACCACGCACACCCGCACCACGCACACCCGCACCCGCACCAUCCCUACGCGCUGGGCGGCGCCCUAGGCGCGCAAGCCUCAGCCUACCCGCGGCCAGCCGUGCACGAGGUCUACGCGCCCCACUUCGACCCGCGCUAUGGGCCGCUGCUCAUGCCCGCCGCCUCGGGCCGCCCCGGCCGCCUGGCCCCGGCCUCCGCACCGGCUCCCGGCAGCCCGCCCUGCGAGCUCGCGGCCAAGGGCGAGCCGGCGGGCGGCGCGUGGGCUGCGCCCGGGGGACCCUUCGUGAGCCCCACGGGGGACGUGGCCCAGAGCCUGGGCCUCAGCGUGGACUCAGGUAAGCGGAGGAGGGAGUGCAGUCUCCCCGCAGCUCCUCCAGCACUGUACCCGACUCUGGGCUGAGGCGCAGACGCC
Molecule: messenger RNA, 2633 nt
Organism: Peromyscus californicus insignis
Lineage: Eukaryota; Metazoa; Chordata; Mammalia; Rodentia; Cricetidae
Gene: Vgll2
Product: vestigial like family member 2
Exons: 3
Coding region: 1638-2621 (327 amino acids)
Biological process (GO): regulation of transcription by RNA polymerase II
Cellular component (GO): nucleus
Source: RefSeq, a predicted model, not a curated record